This is a messenger RNA of Letharia columbiana, 1656 nucleotides long. RefSeq lists its product as uncharacterized. The record is from RefSeq and is a predicted model, not a curated record. The transcript has 3 exons. Gene Ontology annotation, biological process: GTP biosynthetic process. Gene Ontology annotation, cellular component: cytoplasm. NCBI's taxonomy places the organism in Eukaryota, Fungi, Ascomycota, Lecanoromycetes, Lecanorales, Parmeliaceae. Gene Ontology annotation, molecular function: IMP dehydrogenase activity. The coding region runs from base 1 to 1656 and encodes 551 amino acids.
AUGACCCUCACAAAUGGGGACUUGAGCAAUGGCGGCUCGCAGCUGAUGCCAGAACAGAAGAUCCUAGACUAUACAAAAGCACUCGAAGUGCUCCGCGAUGAAUACCCGAGUGCUGACGGCCUCGACGCGAAAACACUGCUGGACUCUAAGAUCAACGGCGGCUUGACAUAUAACGAUUUCCUGGUGCUUCCCGGCUACAUCGGCUUUGCUGCUUCAGAUGUUGCUCUGGAUACCCCAGUCACUAAGCGAAUCACCCUCAAAACACCUCUGGUCUCUUCUCCCAUGGACACAGUCACAGAGCACUCGAUGGCAAUCCAUAUGGCCCUGCUAGGAGGAUUAGGCGUCGUACAUCACAAUUGCUCUGCAGAGGAUCAAGCAGAGAUGGUCCGAAAGGUCAAGCGAUUCGAGAACGGCUUCAUCCUGGACCCUGUCGUGCUUUCACCGAAGACAACCGUGGGAGAAGCGAAGGCACUGAAGGAGAAGUGGGGAUUCGGCGGAUUCCCAGUCACCGAGAACGGCUCUCUCAGCUCGCCUCUCAUCGGCAUGAUAACGACCCGCGACAUUCAAUUCCACCCUGACCUCUCCGACCCUGUCACAACCGUCAUGUCCACCGACCUCGUCACCGCCCCCUCGGGCACUACUCUUACCGAAGCUAACGGCGUCCUCUCCAAGUCCAAGAAGGGCAAACUCCCCAUCGUCGACCCCACAAAUAACCACUUAAUCUCCCUUCUCUCCCGCUCCGACCUGAUGAAAAACCUACACUACCCUCUCGCCUCCAAGCUCCCACACUCGAAACAACUCAUCUGCGCGGCCGCGAUCGGCACACGACCAGAAGAUAAAGACCGAUUGAAGAAGCUCGCAGACGCGGGUCUUGACAUCGUCAUCCUCGACUCCUCGCAAGGCAAUUCGAUAUUCCAGAUUGAGAUGAUCAAGUAUAUUAAGAAGGAGCACCCAGAUCUAGACGUGAUUGGGGGCAACGUCGUCACCGUAGCACAGGCCGCCUCUCUGAUCGCUGCCGGAGUAGAUGGUCUCAGAAUAGGCAUGGGUUCCGGCUCCGCUUGCAUAACGCAAGAAGUUAUGGCUGUUGGCCGUCCACAGGCUGCAUCUGUCUUCAAUGUUUCUGGCUUCGCUGCGAAGUUUGGUGUUCCUUGUAUCGCCGAUGGUGGAAUCCAGAAUGUGGGACACAUCGUUAAGGGCCUCGCUCUGGGUGCAAGUACAGUGAUGAUGGGAGGGUUGUUGGCAGGCACCACCGAAUCGCCAGGAAACUAUUUCGUCAGCCGCGAAGGGCAACUCGUUAAAGCCUACAGAGGCAUGGGCAGCAUCGACGCCAUGGAAGACAAGAAAGCCGGCGCGGUCACCAAGACCUCGAAACAAUCAAACGCAGGAACAGCUCGGUACUUCAGCGAGGGUGAUAGGCUGCUCGUUGCUCAGGGAGUGUCAGGGAGCGUGCUGGACCGAGGAUCUGUGACAAAAUUCGCGCCGUAUCUGCUGGCCGGGCUGCAGCACAGUUUGCAAGAUAUAGGUGUCAAGAGCUUGGGGGAGCUGAGAAGAGGCGUCCAGGAUGGCAAAGUGCGGUUCGAGCUGCGGACCGUGAGUGCGCAGGCAGAGGGGAACGUUCAUGGGCUACAUAGCUUCGACAAGAAGCUCUAUUCGUGA